Messenger RNA from Metarhizium acridum CQMa 102, 1008 nucleotides. RefSeq names its product Malate dehydrogenase, cytoplasmic. Gene Ontology annotation, cellular component: cytoplasm; mitochondrion. NCBI's taxonomy places the organism in Eukaryota, Fungi, Ascomycota, Sordariomycetes, Hypocreales, Clavicipitaceae. Gene Ontology annotation, biological process: tricarboxylic acid cycle; malate metabolic process. The record is from RefSeq and is a predicted model, not a curated record. Gene Ontology annotation, molecular function: L-malate dehydrogenase (NAD+) activity.
AUGUUGGCUUCCAGAAUCCAGCGCAGGGCUUUCUCUGCCUCUGCCCGCAACCUCUCCAAGGUUGCCGUCCUUGGUGCUGCUGGUGGCAUUGGCCAGCCUCUUUCUCUUCUCCUCAAGAAGAACUCCAAGGUCACUGAGCUUGCCCUGUACGAUAUCCGCGGCGGACCCGGUGUCGCUGCUGACCUUUCCCAUAUCAACACCAAGUCUACCGUCAAGGGUUAUGAGCCCACUGCUGCUGGCCUCGCUGAGUGCGUCAAGGGCUCCGACAUCGUCCUCAUCCCCGCUGGUGUCCCCCGUAAGCCCGGCAUGACCCGUGACGAUCUCUUCAACACCAACGCCUCCAUUGUCCGCGACCUCGCCAAGGCCGUUGCUGAGUCUGCUCCCAAUGCCAAGCUCCUCGUCAUUGCGAACCCCGUCAACUCGACCGUUCCUAUCUGCGCCGAGGUCUUCAAGGCCCGUGGUGUCUACAACCCCAAGACCCUUUUCGGUGUCACCACUCUGGAUGUUGUCCGUGCCAGCCGCUUCGUCUCUGAGAUCAAGGGAACUGACCCCAAGGACGAGAACAUCACCGUCGUUGGCGGCCACUCCGGUGUCACCAUCGUCCCUCUCUUCAGCCAGAGCAACCACCCCGAGCUGAGCUCCAACGCUGAGCUCGUUAAGCGUGUCCAAUUCGGUGGUGACGAGGUCGUCAAGGCCAAGGAUGGCGCUGGGUCUGCCACCCUCUCCAUGGCCAUGGCUGGUGCUCGCAUGGCCGACUCUCUUCUCCGUGCUGCUGCUGGCGAGAAGGGUGUCAUUGAGCCCACUUUCGUCGACUCACCCCUCUACAAGGACCAGGGCAUUGACUUCUUCUCCAGCAAGGUCGAGCUGGGCCCCGACGGUGUCAAGCAGAUCUUGCCCGUUGGCAAGAUCGACGCCGCUGAGGAGAAGCUUCUCGAGGCUUGCCUGCGCGACCUCAAGAAGAACAUUGAGAAGGGUGUCGCUUUCGUCGCUCAGAACCCUGGAAAUUAA